Molecule: messenger RNA, 1674 nt
Organism: Prunus armeniaca (apricot)
Lineage: Eukaryota; Viridiplantae; Streptophyta; Magnoliopsida; Rosales; Rosaceae
Source: the annotation of a GenBank genome assembly
AUGCCGCCUCCUCCUUCUCCUCUGAAACUCAAGAAGUCAUCAUCUUCCACUCAAACCCUCACCACCACCGCUACUAGCGCACAGGAUGCGCGCCUUCUCGUGCGUGAAACGCUGCGUAUCAGUGCCAGCCUCGCCUCCUCCGAGCCUAAUCUGCCGCCUUUAGACACGCAAACUCACACCCCUCCGAACCAGCUUGGUUUGCUCCACCACGAUCAAGACUUCGUAAGCUCCAGCUUCAGAUUGAUUUGCUGCGAGGAGAUCGACGGCCGCCGAUGGAACUACGUGGCCGAGCCCGAUUCCUCCCCUGGUACCUUCAAGAAGGGCUCCCUUCGUGCUCUUGGCUUGCACAGCCCCCAACCUCCUCUCGACGGGUUGAUGUCAUUUGUAAGGUCAUAUGUUGUCCCGGAAGGAUUCCCUGAUAGUGUAAUCCCUUCCUAUGUCCCCUACAUGACGUGGAGAGCUCUCAAGCACUUCUUUGGUGGCGCAAUGGGUGUUUUCACAACACAAACCCUUUUGAAUUCUGUUGGAGUCUCUAGAAACACAGCUGCUCCUGGUGCUGUUGCUAUCAAUUGGAUUCUCAAGGAUGGUGCUGGUCGUGUUGGAAAAAUGCUUUUUGCCCGACAAGGAAAGAAAUUUGAUUAUGAUCUAAAACAGUUGCGGUUUGCGGGUGAUCUUCUUAUGGAGUUGGGUGCUGGAGUAGAGUUGGCAACUGCAGCUGUGCCGCACCUUUUUCUUCCUUUGGCUUGUGCAGCUAAUGUGGCCAAGAAUGUUGCUGCUGUAACAUCAACAUCAACUCGAACACCAAUUUACAAAGCGUUUGCAAAAGGAGAAAACAUUGGGGAUGUGACAGCUAAAGGAGAAUGUGUUGGCAAUAUUGCAGACUUGCUGGGAACUGGACUGAGCAUAAUGAUCUCAAAAAGAAAUCCAUCAUUGAUUACUACAUUUGGCCUCCUUUCAUGUGGAUAUGUUCUCAGCUCCUAUCAAGAGGUUAAAUCUGUAGUAUUGCACACCUUGAACCGAGCAAGAUUCAGUGUGGCAGUAGAUGCCUUUCUUAAAACAGGGCGAGUUCCAUCAUUGCAAGAGGGAAACUUGAAUGAAAACGUUUUCAGAUUUCCCUGGUUGAAAGAGGGGCCUGUUGUUCUUGGGCCAAGAUUUAAAGAUGCAUUCCAAGAGCCAAAUGUCUAUCUUGCGAUAGAGCCCUUCUUUGAGAAAGAGAGAUAUGUUGUCACUUAUAAUCCAAAAAAAGGUAAAGUAUACGCAUUGUUCAAAGAUCAAGCGAAGUCAGAUGACAUUCUAAAAGCGGCAUUUCAUGCACAGGUGCUUUUGCAUUUCAUGCAUUUAUCUUUUGACAGUCAGCAUCUGUCUCAGAAGGAGAAGACAGGUGGAUACUUAAACUUUAAGCCCACAGCUAAAGAUCUGGAGGCGUGUAUUGUUGAGUCAUGUAAGAUGGUCUCAACUUCAUAUGGGAUUUUCAAGAGUAAAGCUGCAGAGCAGGGGUGGAUGAUGUCAGAAGCACAUCUUAAUCCUGGCCGAGCUCGUCUUAUCAAAAGAUGCAAAAGAGGGGUUAAAAGGGCUUGUCACCACAAUAUCAUAUCACUGGGACCGUGGGAACCAUUUGUCUCAUUACGCCUGUGGGAUCUAGGUCGAGCUUUGCUCGGUGGAACAAAGACUUAA